AACAACCUAAUCAACAUGCGUGAAUGUAUCUCAGUCCAUGUCGGUCAGGCCGGAGUCCAGAUGGGCAAUGCCUGCUGGGAGUUGUACUGCCUGGAGCACGGCAUCCAGCCUGAUGGUCAGAUGCCCAGUGACAAGACCAUCGGAGGUGGAGACGACUCCUUCAACACCUUCUUCAGUGAGACCGGUUCCGGCAAGCAUGUUCCACGUUGUGUCUUUGUUGACUUGGAGCCCACUGUUGUUGAUGAGGUCCGUACCGGAACCUACCGCCAGCUCUUCCACCCUGAGCAGCUGAUCACAGGCAAAGAGGAUGCCGCCAACAACUACGCCAGAGGUCACUACACCGUCGGCAAGGAGCUCAUCGAUGUUGUCCUAGACAGAGUCCGCAAGCUGUCUGAUCAGUGCACCGGUCUUCAGGGCUUCCUCAUCUUCCACAGCUUCGGCGGUGGUACCGGCUCUGGCUUCACAUCCCUGUUGAUGGAGCGUCUCUCCGUCGACUACGGCAAGAAGUCCAAGCUUGAGUUUGCUGUCUACCCUGCCCCACAGAUCUCCACAGCUGUUGUAGAGCCUUACAACUCCAUCCUCACCACUCACACCACCCUUGAGCACUCCGACUGUGCCUUCAUGGUCGACAACGAGGCAAUCUACGACAUCUGCCGUCGCAACCUCGACAUCGAGAGACCGACCUACACUAACCUUAACCGUCUCAUUGGUCAGAUCGUGUCCUCCAUCACUGCCUCACUUCGCUUUGAUGGUGCCCUCAACGUCGACUUGACAGAGUUCCAGACCAACCUGGUUCCCUACCCACGUAUUCACUUUCCUCUUGCCACCUAUGCACCAGUCAUCUCCGCUGAGAAGGCCUACCAUGAACAGAUGUCUGUUGCAGAGAUCACCAAUGCCUGCUUCGAGCCGGCCAACCAGAUGGUGAAGUGCGAUCCCCGUCACGGCAAGUACAUGGCUUGCUGCCUCCUGUACCGUGGUGAUGUCGUCCCCAAGGAUGUCAACGCUGCCAUCGCAGCCAUCAAGACCAAGCGUACCAUCCAGUUCGUCGACUGGUGUCCAACUGGCUUCAAGGUGGGCAUCAACUACCAGCCACCCACCGUGGUGCCUGGUGGCGAUCUGGCCAAGGUGCGGCGUGCCGUCUGCAUGCUGAGCAACACCACUGCCAUCGCUGAGGCCUGGGCUCGUCUGGAUCACAAGUUUGAUCUGAUGUACGCCAAGCGUGCCUUCGUCCACUGGUACGUAGGAGAGGGUAUGGAGGAGGGUGAGUUCUCUGAGGCUCGUGAGGAUCUGGCUGCCCUGGAGAAGGACUACGAGGAGGUUGGACUCGACUCUGCUGACGAUGACGGGGAGGAAGACGGCGAGGAAUACUAGAUACAUUCCAAACAAUACAUACAUUGCAAACCUCAACCCAAACAAACAUACAUUUCUAGAAGUUAUUUUCCCAAUGAAAAAACAAAUUUACGCAAUCGGAAUAUUGAAGAGUCAUUGGAGAGGUAGCUUUGUUUUGUUAUAUCCAAAGGUAUCAUAAUAUAGGAUUGGAUAUUAAGGGUGAAUACAUAAUUAACGUUAGUCUGAAAAAAGUUUACUGAUUAUGAUUCUGUUAGUCUGAAAUAAGUUUACUGGUUU
Messenger RNA from Asterias rubens (European starfish), 1626 nucleotides. Its product is annotated as tubulin alpha-1A chain-like. The transcript has 3 exons. The record is from RefSeq and is a predicted model, not a curated record. Gene Ontology annotation, molecular function: structural constituent of cytoskeleton; GTP binding. Gene Ontology annotation, cellular component: cytoplasm; microtubule. NCBI's taxonomy places the organism in Eukaryota, Metazoa, Echinodermata, Asteroidea, Forcipulatida, Asteriidae. Gene Ontology annotation, biological process: microtubule cytoskeleton organization; mitotic cell cycle. The coding region runs from base 16 to 1371 and encodes 451 amino acids.